Molecule: messenger RNA, 933 nt
Organism: Alnus glutinosa
Lineage: Eukaryota; Viridiplantae; Streptophyta; Magnoliopsida; Fagales; Betulaceae
Product: ethylene-responsive transcription factor 4-like
Exons: 1
Coding region: 77-724 (215 amino acids)
Biological process (GO): regulation of DNA-templated transcription
Molecular function (GO): DNA binding; DNA-binding transcription factor activity
Source: RefSeq, a predicted model, not a curated record
UUUCUCUCGAUCACAGACUCGCUUUCAUACCCUGAAUCUGAUACCUCUUUUUGUUUCGCUCGCUGGAAAAGCAAAAAUGGUGGCUCCCAAAGAGAAACAUGGCGUUAAAAAGGGAAGCAAAGUUGGAAAGGCUUGUGCCAAUGAGAAAGAGGUGCAUUACAGGGGCGUGAGGAAGAGGCCGUGGGGCCGAUACGCCGCCGAAAUCCGAGACCCGGGAAAGAAGAGCCGCGUCUGGCUCGGGACCUUCGACACGGCCGAGGAGGCCGCUCGUGCCUACGACGCCGCCGCCAAAGAAUUCCGCGGCGACAAGGCCAAGACCAACUUCCCUUUGAGAAACGAGGAAUCGCCCAUUAACGGCAGCCCGAGCCAGAGCAGCACGGUGGAGUCCUCGAGCCGGGAUGAGUCGGCGCGUGAUGCCAGGCGCCCCAGCGGUGAGAGUGUUUUUCCUGCUGCUGUGGGUCGUUUUCCGUUCCUUAAUCAGCAGCCGUAUGUCGGGGUGGUGGCGGGUUUCCCUCACGGGCGUCCGGUUUUGUUUUUUGACGGAGUUGGGAGGCCGGGGUUUGUGACUCAGAGCUACCCGGUCCGGUUCGACGCUGGUCCGGCGGAGGUCAAUUCCGGUGGGGUCCAGAGCGACUCGGACUCAUCGUCGGUCGUUGAUUGCAAGCCGAGAAAAAAGAAACCUCUUAAUCUUGAUCUUAACCUUGCUCCCCCGAUGGACGAUUAAUUUGGUGAUAAUUGCAAAGCAAAUUAAGUUGUUUUUGUUGGAGAGUGAUGUAAGUAAUUAAAUUAGUUAAUUAGGAAUUUAGUCUGGGCUUGAUGUGUUUUUUUGUUUCUCUUUAACAAGAUCGAGAAACUAUAACAUUCUCUCCAAGUUGUUUAUGUUGUAACCUCUCAUUUUACUAACUUCUUAGUAAUUAAAAUUUUAUUUCUUCA